Molecule: messenger RNA, 1797 nt
Organism: Naumovozyma dairenensis CBS 421
Lineage: Eukaryota; Fungi; Ascomycota; Saccharomycetes; Saccharomycetales; Saccharomycetaceae
Gene: MSB4
Product: Rab GTPase-activating protein MSB4
Exons: 1
Coding region: 1-1797 (598 amino acids)
Source: RefSeq, a predicted model, not a curated record
AUGAUUUCAGAUGGCCAUCCUUAUGGAGCUUUCGUAGGAACUCUCUUGAGGAGUGAUGAUUUCUGUACUUCCAUAUUCCAGAGACAAAUUAAAAGCAAAGGUGUUGAUUCCCUUAUCUAUAGCAAAAGGCAAAAUGGCAUAUCGUCGAUUGAUCCAGGAUGCUCAGCUCAAAAAGAACUUUCAGAUGAAAUACUGACAAGACAAUUUAGUGCUAUACCAGAUAUUAUCGAACUUUAUACUGAUAAUGCAACUCACCUGGAAGAAAGUGACGGCGAAGAUUAUAUGGACGAAGCAGAAAGUGAACUAACUUCUCUAAUAACUACAAAGCUACCCAUAUCGUACAAACCUGAGGAUUUUGAUAGAUAUGGAUUUAGAAAACAGACUACAAAGAUUUCUAAAGAAGAAUAUGAAAAAUGGUGGGCAGGCUAUUCAUUGUAUUGUGCGCGGCAGAAAGUGAAAUGGGUACAAUUCCUACAGAACAGAAAUUUCGACAUACCGAAUGAUAAUCCUGAAAAGUUCCCACCUAGAGAUGAAGAGUUGAAAAACUAUGUUAGAAAAGGAAUUCCUGCAGAAUGGAGAGGAAAUGCUUGGUGGUACUUCGCUAACGGACAACAUAUCUUGGAGGAAAAUAUUGGUGUCUAUGCCGACCUUCUUUCCGAGGUUGAGAAAUUGAGAGAUCAUGACCAACAACAGCAUCAUUUAUUGGAUGAUAUUGAGAUAAUUGAACGUGAUUUAAAUCGAACUUUUCCUGAUAACAUACAUUUUCAGCGGGAACAAUUUCAAAAGCAGCCACCACUUAUAGUAUCAUUACGGGACGUUUUAACUGCUUUUGCCCUUUAUGAUAGAAAGAUCGGUUAUUGCCAAUCAAUGAAUUUUCUUGCUGGGUUACUCUUAUUAUUUAUGGAUGAAGAGCGAACCUUUUGGAUGCUAGUCAUAAUCACUAACAUAUACCUACCUGAUGUAUAUUCUUUGGAUUUAGAAGGCGUUAGUAGAGACCAGGGCGUUUUGUUACUAUGCAUAAAGGAGUACUUACCUGAACUUUGGAUCCAAAUUGACAGAAAUUCUUUCCGAGAAGAUACGUUGCAUAGACCGAUAGGUAAUAAAAGAGAAAGAAAAGAGCAAUUUUUACGAAACUCAAAAGUUACUGAAAUACCACAGAUUACAUUGUGCACAUCAAGCUGGUUCAUGAGUUGUUUUACCGGAAUACUUCCAAUUGAAACAACUUUAAGAAUAUGGGACUGUCUAUUUUAUGAGAGUUCUCAUUUUCUCUUCAAAAGCACGUUGGCUAUUUUAAAGUUAGGCGAAUAUGAAUUGCUGGGGNNAAAGAACAAUAUGCAAGGUAUAAUUUUUUUUAACCAGAAAAAUGGGCGAUCUAAAGUUUCUAAAAAUAUUAGAGAAAAUGAUCACCCAGAGGAGAUCUGCAUGCAAAUAACGCAUCUGAUCCAGAACCUCCCAGGAACUCUUCUUGACCCUAAUUUAUUUUUCGAGAGGAACCUUUUGGCGAAGAAACUGACAUUUAAUAGUCUAGACCAGCAAGAAAUUGAUGCAUGUCGCGAAUAUAUCAGGUCACAGAGAAGUAAAUUUAAGGGAAUGUUGGAAAUAAGCGCAAUAAAAGAUGCCGUUGCUGCGGGUGAGGAAUACCCCACUAUACCAUUCGCUUCAACCUAUGCAAACACACGUAGUGCAACCUACGAAUUCAACAAGGAGCGAUAUAACAAGAAAAAUGCUUGGAAGUUCAAUAGUUAUAGAAAUAUCAAAGAAACUGUCAAAAAGUUAAAGAAGACAACCAGCUUCUGA